ACAAGAGCCGCGCCGGGUGCCAAAAUGAGCUCGAACUGCCUCAGCUGGAGGAUCUUACUCCUGAUAUUUGCCACAUUUACAACAGUUGUCACCCAAGACUUAAGCACUAAGGAGCUGACUGACAUAAAGAGUCCAGUGCCUUUCCCUGUCUUCUUGCCUGUUAGCUAUGAAGUUCGGGAUGCUGAUUACCUCUUCUUAAAGGAAGCAGGGCAGGACUUCAUGAGGAAUUUCAGUAUGCAGAGUAACACACAGCCCUUUGUCAUUUUGGGAGCAAACCGCCAGCCGGCUGUCAACGCAAGCUACGGCCCCAUGUCCACAGAGCAGCUAGUGCCUCUGGAUCUGGUCCAAUCCGUGCAGCUCUUUAAUGCCCCGGAUGCCUUCACCUUCAACUGGAAGAUUCAAGCCUUCGUGCUAACACCUCGGGUCUUCUCCACCAAGCCCAAAGUACGAGUGCUCUUCUAUGUGGCAGGGAGGGACUGGAACAGGGAGGAAGGUGCUAAGGAUGAACUACCGUGUGUGACAGUCUUUGCUUUUUGGCAAACCCAGGAGGUGAGGUGUUCCUGUGCCAUGGGAGGGAAGGGAAAGAGGGGAACUUGCAUGGCUGAGUUACAACCAUUGCCUGGCUGGUUUGGCCAGGCUUCAGAAAGCACCAGUGGGGAGAAACAGGAUCCACCAGCUGGGAACCUUGUUGAGCUCUACUACCAGGCACAGCCCAAAGUUAGCGGGAAGUGCAACACGCUGGAGGGGAGUCGUUGGGGAAGCUCCCAGCAACAGCAGGCCGAAUAUGUUCCCAUCACUACCAUGCAGCGAAUUGGCAGCGUACGUCUCCUGCAGGUGCCCAAAGGAAUGGCCACUCUCUCUCGACUAAAACUAGGCAACUCUAUUGUCAUACGGACAUCCUCCAAACCACUGAAGAAGACUGACAUUGCCACUUUCUACAUCCUCAUGGCCAGCUCUGCCCAGCUGACUAACUUCACUCUUAGAGCAACAAUAAAGAAUGGUGUGACCUUUCGUACAGCAACACCAAGUAACUCUUUACUUUGGGACAUCACACUGGAAGCAGAUGCAGAUAGAGUCAUCUCUGUUGCUUGUCAGAGGAAAGCUCCAAUCCCUGGAAAAAGACUUGAAAGCAGUCUGCUUGAGGUGCUUCAAAUGGAGUUCGAAGUCGAUGAGCUGAACAGUCCUGUCGACAGCCAGGUGAUCAUCUGGAAGUUGGAACUCCCGACAAAAAAUACAGCCAAGACUGAAGGAGCAAUGAGAAUUUACACCACUCAGAGAGACUUUGUUGGUCUGGCCCCUCUUAUAAUGGACACUGAGAUCCUGAACACUGCAAUACUGACUGGAAAGAAGGUUGUGGUGCCUGUAAGAACAGUCGCUGUGGAAGAGGAUGGCAGUGUCACUGAUGUUUCUGAAUAUACAGAAUGCGGCUCUACUGAUGAAGAUGCCCUCAAGGUCUCGGACAGGUGUGACUAUGUUUUUUUAGAUGGCAAAGAGACAAAAGGCAAAGUCAAGAUGGUAGUAAAUUUCACCUACAGCUACCUCAGUGCUCAACUUGAGUUGAAUGUGUGGAUGCCCCGACUUCCCCUCCAGAUAGAGGUGUCAGAUACAGAACUGAGCCAAAUCAAAAGCUGGAGGGUCCCUAUACUAACUUCCAAAAGAUCUGGCUGGAAGAGUGACGCUGACGAUAAAAAGGGAAAGGGCUGCACGCUGCAGUUUCAGCACGCCCUGGUGCGUGUGCUAACCCACUUUGCGGCCGAGCAGGCGGACCCUCGGGAGCCUAAGGCAUAUUUCCUAGGCUCUGACUGGCAGGUGGAUGUAACAAGACUGGUUCGAUACUUUAUGAAAGUAGAAGACUCCCGUGUUGCAAGGCUACAGGCGGGGAGGGUGCUAUCAGGUCGAGACAUUGGGACCACAGCCAUCCAGGUGUUUUCUCCACUUUCUGACACAAUUCUGGCGAAAACAACGGUAAAAGUCACAGAUGAAAAAGUGACCAUUACCGAACUGGGAGUCCAGAUGGUUGCAAGUCUUUCAAUGACCCUACAGCUCAGUCCCGGAAGCAACAGGGCCAUUGUAGCAACCACAACCACACAGGAAGUUUUGCGCUUGCCAAAACAGGAAGCCAUGGUCAGCGCAUGGGUCCAGUUCAGUGAUGGCAGCCAGACACCACUUGACAUUUACGAUCCUGCUUUUUACCGUGUGAUGGUAUCAUCCCUGGAUCAAGGCGUGGUGUCGGUACGCGGCACCCCUCCAGCUGUGGUGGCAGAAGGGGAGGGCGAAGGAGUUCUGGUCCGAGUGGAAAUGUCUAUUUGUGAGACCUGCCAAAAGUCCAAACGCAAAAGUACUGUUGCUGUGGGCAAUGGGAGUCUUAAGGUCAAGUUUCAGGCCAAAGGCCGACGACCAGACAGCAGCACUGGCAGCAAAACCACAGAAAAAAAGAAUAAUGGUGGCUUCAGAAAUGAUGGAGGAGAGAUGGAGAGUGACAGGAAGGUUCCGUCACCACGCAUCACAGCAUCGGCGAGAGAUGAGAACCCUUUGGGAAAGACCACAAUCGGAUCUACAGAAUGGACCUUUAUUACCAGCGGGAGCCUUGGGGGUGUGGGGAAACCAGGUACUUCGGGAAGCAGUCCCACCAGCACGGUCAAUAUAAGAAUGGGCAGCCCUGGUGGCAGCAGUAAAGCAUAUGGCUCUGAUAAUAUGAUAGUGGACAAGGUUCAACUUACAAGCACUGUGAAGGCUCCGGGUAACCUGGUCAACUCCAACAAUUUUCCGACUAAAAUUGUCAUGCCUGGACAGGAGUCAGUGGAGGUUGAGAUCAGUAGCGAGGAAGAUAUUUUGACAAACAGGCCCCUUACAGACUUAGAGAUUGGUAUGUAUGCUUUAUUAGGGGUCUUUUGCUUGGCCAUCAUGGUAUUUCUUGCCAAUUGUAUAUCAUAUGUUGUCAAGUUCAGACAUAAAAAGUCUCCUUCAAAUGGUCAGGAGCCCACAGGUCACAGGCAUGACUGGGUGUGGCUUGGUACAGACGCUGAACUAGUGAUGAGCGUCCCGGGAAGUCCGGUUCAACAUGACUCACAGACUAUGACCACUGUGAUAGACAUUGGGCCUGGCAAAACUACUUCACUCCCCAGAAGGCCCAGUUGCUUGGCAUCAGUCACGGACUCUCCAAUUAGUUGUGUGGGAUCCUUCAGGAGCAAAUCAAUACCCACAGAGUCCCUCCACUCACCAACCAGCAAAAGGAAGCGAGUCCACUUCACCACCUUUUCUACAUUGGAGCAUCAGCAUUCACAAAGGGAGAAUGGACAUGGUAUCCACUGGGUAGGGAAGGAAGACAGUCAUGAGGGGGGACCCCAAGUACCCAUUGCACAGCUUCGAGAUGGCUUAUAA
This is a messenger RNA of Nerophis lumbriciformis (worm pipefish), 3381 nucleotides long. The record is from RefSeq and is a predicted model, not a curated record. Lineage: Eukaryota; Metazoa; Chordata; Actinopteri; Syngnathiformes; Syngnathidae.